AUGGACUAUUCAUUUCGCUCUGUUACAUCUGUGGUGCCUCGAGGGCGCCCCGAGGAAGUCGCCAGCCAGAAUCCCGCCGCCGUCAUGGCAUUCAAUAUCCUCUCCGCAACCGGCUUCAUCCUCCUUCUCCUGACCUUCGUAACGGCCGCACUCUCCCGCACCGUGCGCCGUGUGUCGACAUGGUACACCUACAUUGCCGCCUGGGCCAUCUACUGCCUGAUCCCGUUCCCCAUCUUGGGCCACCAGACGCGUUUCACUUCCCCGCCGGGGUUGCUUCCUUGUGCAGUAGACGCUGCAAUGAUGUAUGCUUCGCGGCCGUACGCCGGGUUCGCCACGCUAGCGCUCCUUCUGCACUUAUAUAUCACGAUCUCUACUCGAUUAAAGCGAACGCACGUCCCCCGCUGGUUUGUUGUCUUUCUCAUGACCUUUCCCGUGCUUGUCUAUCUUUCAUUAUUCCUUGGGACACUCAUUGUCGGACUACGGAAUGCGAGCCUUGUGGAGCUCGAGCCGGGAGGAUAUUACUGCCAUCUCACAACACCCAUUCCAACGAUAAUCUGCGCCGCCCUCGUCGGCUUCGUCACGAUUGCGGUCCUCGUCAUCGAAGUCCUUACAUUCAUUCUCCUCUGCCGGCACUGGCGCGCGUUCCGUGCGUUGCAAAGACGCAACGAGCCGGGCGUAGAGCUUGGCUCCAUUAUCCGCGUUUCCGCAUUCGCCAUCCUUCCGUUCGUCGGGCUCGUGCUCAGCUUCCUGACGUACGUGCCGCGGCUCGUGGGGCGGAUUUUCCCGGUGUACAACCUGCUGCUCGCCUUCCUUCCCGUUGCCGCAGCCCUGAUAUUUGGCUCUCAGACGGAUAUUCUGGACGCGAUGGCAUUUUGGAGACGCGUGCCACGGCCGCAGGGAAAGAACGGCCCAGAGCUCGACUCCAGCACGCAGUUUAGUACAAUCGGCACGUUCAGCAGCACCGUCACGGUGUCGGCUCCGUGUGUAUAG
This is a messenger RNA of Mycena indigotica, 990 nucleotides long. RefSeq lists its product as uncharacterized. The record is from RefSeq and is a predicted model, not a curated record. The coding region runs from base 1 to 990 and encodes 329 amino acids. The transcript is spliced from 9 exons. Lineage: Eukaryota; Fungi; Basidiomycota; Agaricomycetes; Agaricales; Mycenaceae.